Thamnophis elegans (Western terrestrial garter snake) is the source of this 1755-nucleotide messenger RNA. It is a transcript of the gene SLC14A1, whose product is annotated as solute carrier family 14 member 1 (Kidd blood group). The record is from RefSeq and is a predicted model, not a curated record. Gene Ontology annotation, molecular function: urea transmembrane transporter activity. Gene Ontology annotation, biological process: urea transmembrane transport. Gene Ontology annotation, cellular component: membrane. Bases 12 to 1349 code for a protein of 445 amino acids. Lineage: Eukaryota; Metazoa; Chordata; Lepidosauria; Squamata; Natricidae. The transcript has 9 exons.
CGAUAGCAAAGAUGGAUGGAAGUCCCUUCAGCCCUUCCUCUCUCCUAGUCCCAGUUCAGCUUUCACCAGAGGGAUGCAGGUCUUAUGACUCUGGAUGUAAGCACCAGCAAUGCUCAGCAGGUGCCCAAGACUCUUGUCAAAGUAUGCCAUUGUUGAAGAGGCUGGAAGCCCAGGAUCCAAAACUCACAAUGGAGAUCGACGCCGCUGGUGAAAAAUGUGACAAAACGCAAAAGACAACAGGCGAAUGUUGCCAGAAAAUGUUGAGAGCCCUGAGCUGUGUCGGAGGAGAUAUGAAGGUGUUUGGAGACUGGCUAAAAGAUAAGCCUGUGGCCCUCCAAUUUGUUGAUUGGCUUCUGCGGGGUGUUUCUCAAGUGAUGUUUGUCAACAAUCCACUCAGUGGCCUCAUCCUGCUUAUUGGAUUCCUGGUGCAGAGCCGUUGGCUGACGCUCAUGUGUUGUACUGGAGUGAUUGUUUCAACUUUAACUGCAGUUAUUCUAAGCCAAGAGAGAUCCGCAAUUGCUGCCGGACUUCAUGGCUACAACGGUGUCCUGGUAGGGAUGUUGAUGGCUGUUUUCUCAGACAAGGGGGAAUAUUACUGGUGGCUCCUACUUCCUGUUGUUCUCAUGUCCAUGACCUGCCCCAUCUUUACCAGCGCUUUAGCUUCGCUCUUCAGCAAAUGGGACCUUCCGGUUUUCACGCUGCCUUUCAACUUGGCUCUGAGUCUGUUUCUCGGGGCCACCGGCCAUUAUAAUUCUUUCUUCCCUACCACGCUGAUCGAACCAACCGCCUCUUUGCCCAACAACUCUUGGUCCGGCGCUCAAGUGUCUAUGCUUCUGAGGUCUAUUCCAGUAGGAAUUGGGCAGGUCUAUGGUUGCGAUAACCCUUGGACUGGUGGCGUCGUCAUGCUGGCUGUGUUCAUUUCAUCCCCUCUCAUCUUCAGUCAUGCGGUGCUUGGCUCAGCAGCUGGGAUACCUGCAGCCCUGAGUCUGGCCUCCCCUUUGAACAAAAUUUACGCUGGCUUGUGGAAUUACAACAGCUGCCUCUCCUGCAUUGCCAUUGGAGGGAUGUUCUACGCCCUCACCUGGGAGACAUUUGUGUUGGCAAUAGCGUGCGCUUUUUUCACCACUUACGUGGGAGAAGCAAUGAGCCGCGUCUUUUCCGUGUUUGGGCUGCCAGUAGGCACCUGGCCCUUCUGCUUAUCUUCGCUCGCCUUCCUGCUCUUAAGCACCACCAACAAGGCCAUCUUCAAGCUGCCUCUCUCCAAAGUCACCUAUCCAGAAGCCAACCGGGCGUACUAUGUGGAGAGAAAGAAACAGUGUUCUGAAGAAUCCGUUUGCGACAAAGUGUAAGCGAGCAGACAGAAGAGUCGGUCUUCCAACUUACAGAGUCUUCCCACGGAAGAGCAGAAGAAAAACCUAGUUUUCAGUGGACCGUUUGUUUUUCUUGAUUGUAGAUGCCUUCACUUGGAUCAGUCAAGUUCAACGUUCAAGGUUCAGGAGUGAAUGUAUUCAUCUGGGAAGGAACGUAAUAUAAGUGGGACAAUUCAGUUUAAACCAGGGGUGUCCAAACUUGGCAACUUUAAAACUUGUGGACCUCAAUUCCCAGAAUUCUUCAGCCUUGUUGUUUUUUAAAAAGCCAUAAAAUCAGACAUGACUCACGAGCCAUGAGCUGAUGUGGCCCAGCGGCUGGAGUGCAGCACUGCAGGCUACUUCUGCUGACUGCCGGCUGCCUGCAAUUCGGUAGUUCAAAUCUCAC